Molecule: messenger RNA, 1744 nt
Organism: Laetiporus sulphureus 93-53
Lineage: Eukaryota; Fungi; Basidiomycota; Agaricomycetes; Polyporales; Laetiporaceae
Exons: 7
Coding region: 1-1452 (483 amino acids)
Source: RefSeq, a predicted model, not a curated record
AUGCAACAACGACAGCGAAAUCAGCAUAAGCCUUGUCCCCCAGCCGAUGAGCUAAAACCUGUCCUGACGUUCUUCUACAAUCUUGGGCUCAACGAUGGCCAGAUAGCACACUGUUGUAUCAAGCAUUUUGACGUGGAGCUCUAUGGUCUGAGUAUCUCUUCCGUCAAACGAUUCAGGAAACAGUGGGGGCUUCUUAGCACACGCCAGCAAGGCCAUACUAUGGAGAGCAUAGCACAGUAUGUCGAUGCAAUCAAGGCAAAAUUUCCACAUCGCGGUGCAGACUCCAUACGCAAGUCGCUAAUUUUGACGUUCAAAGUCCAUGCACCAAGAGCACUGGUUGCUCAAUAUCUACGCCAGAUCGAGCCUGAAGCUGUCCAGGCACGUCGCCACCGACGUUUUAAGAGACGACGCUUCUGGGCAACUGGUGUGCAUGACAUAUGGGCGCAAGAUCAGCACGACAAAUGGGGUCGCUUUGGCUUGUAUCUUCACGUCUCCGUUGACACCUUCUCUGGUUACAUCAAUUGGAUGAAGAUUUGGUGGAACAACUCAAAUCCUCGGCUCAUCACUGGCUAUUACAUCGAGGCGAUCCGUAAGCUCAAAGCCGUCCCUCUAGUAACGCAGAGCGAUCCAGGGUCAGAGAACUUUGGUGUCGCAAAUGCGCACACCACUAUUCGGCACCGUCUUGAUCCUUCACUUGCAGACACGCUUCAGCACCGCUGGAUGAGGGCGCACAUGAAUAUCAAACCAGAAAUCAUGUGGUCGGUAUUGAACAGUGACUUCAAGCCAGGAUUCGAGGAGAUACUUCAGUACGGCGUUGACCAAGGAUGGUAUGAUGUAAAUAGCACUCUAGAAGUGCUCAUCUUCCGCUGGCUAGCCAUACCAUGGCUACAAGCUGAGCUUGACGACUGGACAAAGCAAUUCAACUUGACUCCACGGCGCGCAAAUAAGCACAAGUCUCUCCCGCAUGGCAUUCCAAUCCUCAUUGUGAACCAGCCUCAAGAUUUCAAUGCCGUGGAUUUCAAGGUGAAUGCACCGGCUGAUCUCAUUGACGAAGUGGAGCGACAGUGGGCACCUCCGACCCACCCUAUCUUUGAACUGGUUCCUUCAGCAUUCGAGGAGCAUGCGCAGACGAUCUACAAUGAGAUCGGAAGGCCAGGGGUUCAUGGUGAAUCAUUUUGGGAUGUGUACCUUCAGAUGCUCGACCACUUUAAUCGUCUUCAAGGAAAUGCUGAACUUUCCGCUGCAAUCGCGGAGCAUGCAGCAACGUUCGACAGGCUCAUGAACGAGAAGAUCGAAGUAUUACCCGGUCUUCGUGAUUUGCGCAAUGGAGAUGUGCUUAUUGGCAAGCGCGGCAGUUCUGCACCUGAAGGCAAUCCUGAUGAUCUCGAGUUGGCGGACUUCACGGACUCUGAAGAGGAUGAGGAGGACGAGGAUCACGGAUGGUUUCAUUGAAACCACACUGAUUGUCGAUACAAAAGAGCAGAAAUAGCGUAAUAACAAGAAUCAUUAUUGCGAACCCCUGAUCUGUGAGACGGUACGGGCGAUGCUGGGUCAGGAACUGCAAGGAUGCCUCGGUGCAAGUCGUCGAAGCCUAGCAACCACAUGGUCGGCUGCCUCAUGUGGUCAUACACCUGCAUCAUCUCUUUAUCGCAAGAUGAGGCCUGCUGUUCAACUGGCUCCCCGUCAAAGUUUAUCUUGAUCUCAGUUCCGACACCCUCCGCGCUCCAGACAUCGACCUCGCCAU